GACGGUUUUAUCAAGCGACGCACCAUUGAAAUCGUAGCGGUUUUUCCACGGUUAUAAUUCAUUGUCCUAAAGAGUAUACCAUAGAGUAGUAAAUAGUCGGUAAUACCACUAAUACCACUUCAAAAUUCUACUAUAAAUACGACCCCGAAGAACUAGCAAAAGCUAUUCGCUUACGCGAUCUUACGAAAUGUCAUUGAAAUUUAGUCUAAUCUUGGCACUCUGCCUGGCAGUAGUGGCCAUAAGCAACGCUGAACGUGCGCGUUAUGAUAACUAUCGUGUGUACCGUGUGACCGCAUCCGAUGCCAAGGAGUUGGCUAUCCUGAAAACGAUGGAAGACACAAGUGACGCGCUGAUCUUCAUAGAGGGGGUACACUCAGUGAAUCGUGAUAUUGAAGUAGUUGUAGCGCCACAUAAAAUACCCGACUUCCUGAAAGCUAUGGGGGACAAUGAGAUUGAUUAUGUGCUAUUGGAAAAUAACUUGCAAGCGCAAUUAGAUGAUGAAGAUAAAGAACAAAUUAAGGGACGUGCCGGCGGUUAUGAUUGGACUGCGUACCAAACACUAGAUGAUACCUACAAUUGGUUGAUUUCAUUGACUCGAUUAUAUCCAGGCGUUGUAACACUAAUUGAAGGUGGCAAGACCUAUGAAAAGCGUUCUAUUUUGGGUAUAAAGAUCUCUUACAAUAACGGUAAUGCGCAGAAGCCAGGUAUAUUUAUUGAGGCUGGUAUUCAUGCACGUGAAUGGAUUGCACCAGCAACGACUACAUAUAUCAUCAAUCAAUUGUUGACAUCUGAAGAUGCAGCUCUACAAGAUUUGGCAAAGAAUUACGAUUGGUACUUCUUUCCACAUGCUAAUCCUGACGGUUAUGUCUACACACAUACCACCAAUCGUAUGUGGCGUAAGACACGUCAACCACAUGGUAUUUGCUAUGGCGCCGAUCCCAACCGUAAUUGGGAUUCCUACUGGGGUACUGUCGGUAUCAGCAAUAAUCCUUGCUCUGAGACGUACGCCGGUCCAAAAGCAUUCUCUGAAAUUGAAACUAAAUCAUUGUCCAACUAUAUUAAAUCAUUGGAGGGCAAAAUUCAAUUGUACAUCUCAUACCAUUCCUACUCACAAUAUGUGUUGUAUCCUUAUGGUCACACUAAUCAACUACCUGACAAUGUCGCUGAUUUCCAAAGUGUCUUCAAUGUUACUGUGGAUGCUAUAAAGCAGCGUUACGGUACCCGAUAUACCGGUGGUAAUGUUUACGAUGCUAUUUACCCUGCUUCGGGUUCUAGUACGGAUUGGGCUUAUGCCAAUGUCGGCACUCGCAUGUCAUUCUGCCUUGAGUUGCGUCCGGGUCCAAAUGCAUUUGUAACAGGCUUCAGGCUGCCAGCUAAUCAAAUUCUUCCCACCGCCGAAGAAACUUUGGAUGCCCUUGUCGCUAUGGUUAACAAGGUUAAGGAUUUGGGUUAUUUUAAGUGAUUUAACGAACACAACUAAGUGCUUAAUAAAUAAGAAAUUACAAAAAAAAGUGUAUAAUACUUUGAUCCUAAGUCCUGACAAAACAAUCUGAAGGUUGAUUUCAAUCGCCAUACACAUCUUUGCACCCAAUCUACCAAAUAAUCACUUCAGCUAUUUGACUAUGGGUAUUUUAAGGAAUAAUUUUUCAGAAGUUUCUUGUAGGAAUGUUGAGGGACAAAAAAAAGUACAAUAUUUUGUAUAUUUUACAUCGACUUUGUCAUAUUUUUCGGUAUCGCUACAUUUUUGGUGAGCGCCAUUCGGCAGGUUCCAAAGUACUUUUAAAGCCGAGAGAGAAAAUAUUUGUAUUUUUGUCUUCCCAAUGCUAACAUCGUGUUUUCUUAAUUUUUUCGAAAAUAUGGUCAUCAACAAAUUUUUUGCAAGAAACAAAUUUUUUACAUUUCCUCACUCAAAGCAUUAUAUUAUAUAUCUAAAACACAAUUUUUCGAUUAAGUUGCUUCAGUGAUUGUAUAUCGCGUUCAAUAUGAAAGCGUUCGGAUUAUAUGAUGUUAGAAAGAUAAGAUUUCGUAAUAAAAAAACUUUUCAGAGA
This is a messenger RNA of Bactrocera oleae (olive fruit fly), 2048 nucleotides long. Its product is annotated as zinc carboxypeptidase A 1. The record is from RefSeq and is a predicted model, not a curated record. Lineage: Eukaryota; Metazoa; Arthropoda; Insecta; Diptera; Tephritidae. Gene Ontology annotation, biological process: proteolysis. Gene Ontology annotation, molecular function: zinc ion binding; metallocarboxypeptidase activity.